This is a messenger RNA of Tupaia belangeri chinensis (Chinese tree shrew), 558 nucleotides long. RefSeq names its product GABA type A receptor-associated protein (gene GABARAP). Lineage: Eukaryota; Metazoa; Chordata; Mammalia; Scandentia; Tupaiidae. The transcript has 4 exons. The record is from RefSeq and is a predicted model, not a curated record. The coding region runs from base 116 to 469 and encodes 117 amino acids.
UCGCUCCGCUGAAUCCGCCCGCGCGUCGCCGCCGCCUUCGCCGCCGCCGCCGCCCCCCAUCCCGGCCCCCCCGGGUUCCCUCAGCCCAGCCUGGUCCAGCCCGGUUCCCGGGAGGAUGAAGUUCGUGUAUAAAGAGGAGCAUCCGUUCGAGAAGCGCCGCUCUGAAGGCGAGAAGAUCCGAAAAAAAUACCCGGACCGGGUCCCGGUGAUAGUAGAAAAGGCUCCCAAAGCUCGGAUAGGAGACCUGGACAAAAAGAAAUACCUGGUGCCUUCUGAUCUCACAGUUGGUCAGUUCUACUUCUUGAUCCGGAAGCGAAUUCAUCUCCGAGCUGAGGAUGCCUUGUUUUUCUUCGUCAACAAUGUCAUUCCACCCACCAGUGCUACGAUGGGUCAGCUAUACCAGGAACAUCAUGAAGAAGACUUCUUUCUAUACAUUGCCUACAGUGAUGAAAGUGUCUAUGGUCUGUGAAGCUGCUGCCCCUGAAGUGGGGGGUUCCCAUUCUACAGAGAGAGGUGGCCCCCUUCCUUGACCUCCUCCUCCUCCUCCAGGCUCAGACA